AUGGAGAGAGAGAAAGAAUUAGGAGAAAAAGAUCAAUUGUUACAAGAAAAAACUGUCCGUCUUGAGAAUAGUGAAGGGGAAGUUUCAAUGUUACAGAGAAGUUUGGUCAUUAAUAGAGAGAAGUAUGAUGGCAUGUUUGAAGAUUUGCACAAGAAAGUUAAUUUAAGAGAACAAGAACUAAAUGAUCAGUAUGAGAGAUUUGACGAACAAAAACAAAAAAUAAGAGCAUUAGAAGAGCAAGAGCGUGCUGAAAGAGAAGAACAUUUAAGAUCAAGAAUGAGAGAGAUGGAUGAAAGAGAAAGAGAGAUUGUGAAAAGAGAAAAAGAAUUGAACCAAAUGAAAGCAGAAUUAGAACAUCAACGCUUUACAUCAAGAAUAGAAAAAUUUGCCCCACAUAGUAUUUAUAGUCAUAAGAACGAAUCUAGUGUUGAAAAACCAGAAGAGAAGAAGAACACAGUUUCCAGUCCAGUACCCCCAAAACUUGCUACGUAUGAUGGCAAAUCAGAGUGGAGACCAUAUUUCACUCAAUUCAAUCACAUGGCUGAAAAGUACAAAUGGAAUGACUCAGACAAAUUAGAUAAGCUGAUUGAGUGUAAAUUGAAAGAACGGUUUGAUAAGAAGGACCAGCCAUACAUUAUUCGAAGACAGCUGCAAGAGAUUAAACAAAAUCCAGAAGAAACGAUUGAAGAAUUUGCGGAGCGCAUUGAAGAACUUGCUGCUGAAGGAUAUCCAGAGACCCCUGAAUUCUUCAAAAACACCAUCACCGUCGAUGCUUUUCUUCGAGGCUGUACAGAGAAACGGGCUGCAUUGGUCACUCUUGCUAAAGAUCCACAAACUCUGGAUCAGGCAAUUAACUACAUGAAAAUUUCCAUCACCAAUCAAAAAUUAAUAAUGGGCCCAAAGAAAGAGACCAAAAACGUUACAUUUGAGAACAUGAAAUCUGACGAUAGUCCAUCCAAAGACAUCCGUAUUCGAAUGGCAAGGAGUCCAUCACCACCAAAGCCUUCAUUAGAAUCAAGAAUUUCAACUUUAGAAAAAGAGAGCAGGGAAACAACUAGACUGCUAAAGGAAAUUUUGAGAGUAUUGCCGGUGCCAGAUGAAGAAAGACAACCAAGACCAAGAUUCCAGUCACCAAAAAGAACAUAUACAUCAACAUCAAGGUCAACGUUAAGGUAUACAUCACCACAAAGAUCGUUGAAUGCAUCAGAACCAAGAUAUGCAUCACCAAAAAUAUCUCCAUCAAAUAGUCCUGUAAGGUCAGAGAGUGAGAGCAAGUGCUAUGUGUGUGGUAAAAUGGGACAUUUCGCUAGAAAUUGUUGGAAGUCAAAAUCAAGAUCACCCUCACCAACACAAAAAGCUGUCAAUUUAAACUUUCAAGAUCUGAGGAAAUAG
Molecule: messenger RNA, 1392 nt
Organism: Saccostrea echinata
Lineage: Eukaryota; Metazoa; Mollusca; Bivalvia; Ostreida; Ostreidae
Product: trichohyalin-like
Exons: 2
Coding region: 1-1392 (463 amino acids)
Molecular function (GO): nucleic acid binding; zinc ion binding
Source: RefSeq, a predicted model, not a curated record